Entrophospora sp. SA101 is the source of this 348-nucleotide messenger RNA. NCBI's taxonomy places the organism in Eukaryota, Fungi, Glomeromycota, Glomeromycetes, Entrophosporales, Entrophosporaceae. The record is from the annotation of a GenBank genome assembly.
AUGAAUAGCAUUAAUAAUGAUAUAUGGGUCAAAUCUCUUGUUAUAUUAACAAUAAUUCAAGCCAUAGUUGGGAUAGCAUUAGAAGUUAGAAUAUUGUGUAGAAAUAUAAAACUACGAAGUGAUUUAAGAUAUAUCAGUCCAAAUAUUUUAAAAUGUGAUUUAGAAAUUUCACUUGAAAAAAUGGAUAGAAUUGUAAAUGAAAAUAUUGUUUUUAUAUUAUUUCAAAUAUUUCAAUGUUGGUUUUGUUUGAGUUCGAUUGCAAGUAAAAACACGAUUCAAUUAAUCACAAUCACAAUAUCGGAUUUACUUUGUUCUACUUAUGGAUUUGUGAGUAGUAAUGAUUUGUAA